This is a messenger RNA of Mytilinidion resinicola, 1650 nucleotides long. RefSeq names its product WD40 repeat-like protein. The transcript has 5 exons. Gene Ontology annotation, molecular function: phosphatidylinositol-3,5-bisphosphate binding; phosphatidylinositol-3-phosphate binding; protein binding. Gene Ontology annotation, biological process: protein lipidation; nucleophagy; autophagy of mitochondrion. NCBI's taxonomy places the organism in Eukaryota, Fungi, Ascomycota, Dothideomycetes, Mytilinidiales, Mytilinidiaceae. Gene Ontology annotation, cellular component: fungal-type vacuole membrane; extrinsic component of membrane; phagophore assembly site membrane. The coding region runs from base 139 to 1422 and encodes 427 amino acids. The record is from RefSeq and is a predicted model, not a curated record.
GUCCAAACUUAUGUCGCGCCUACAUAACCCUCGCCCAGAGUGGAGGUGACCCCGAACUUCUCCACUAGCUCACCUUACCUUCCGCCCACCACAACACCUCGGUCUAGACAGCUCAGAAUCCUCAACACGAUGGCAACCAUGAACUUCGUUACGUUCAACCAGGACCACAGCAUGUUGGGAGUCGGUACCAGCAAAGGCUUCCGGCUCUACAAUACCGACCCGUUCAGCAAACAUUAUGAAUCGCAAGACGGAGACAUCGCUAUCGUGGAGCAGCUCUUCUCGACGUCUCUCGUUGCGCUCAUCAUGUCGCCUCGUGUUCUGCGGAUACAGAACACCAAGCGAAAUUCCACUAUCUGCGAACUCACGUUCCCAACCCGCGUGCUUGCCGUCAGACUCAACCGGAAACGGCUUGUAGUUGUUUUGGAAGAUCAAAUAUAUAUCUACGAUAUCGCCAACAUGAGGCUGAUAUACACUGCGGAUACCUCUCCCAAUCCCGACGCAAUUUGCGCGCUGUCAGCCUCUUCCGAUUCAAACUACCUCGUGUACCCCCUGCCAAUGAAAGCUGGGCCCACCGGAUAUGCGCCGCCAUCGCAUGCCCCUCCAACUACCAACCAUGUUUCGCCGACUACUGGGGAAGUCCUGAUAUUCGACGCGACCAAGAUGGAGGCAGUCAAUGUAGUCGAGGCACAUAAUUCACCGCUAUCGUGCAUAGCGCUGAACAACGAUGGUACACUGCUCGCCACGGCCUCGGAGAAAGGGACCAUCAUUCGAGUCUUCUCAGUACCAGACGCGACAAAGCUGUACCAGUUUCGAAGGGGCUCCAUGCCUGCUAAAAUCUUCAGCAUGUCGUUCAACUCCACAUCGACACUUCUCUGCGUAUCGUCAGCGACGGAAACCGUUCACAUUUUCCGACUCUCAGCUCCAGGUGCUGGCCGACGCAACAGCAUGUCCUCUCAGAUGCGACCACCAUCAAUCUCUCGAGACCGCAGCACCAGCCCGAGCAGCGAGGAAACAAGAGAGACGUCAACGUACGGUGAAAGCACGGAAGCUUCGAUACCGGAUAGGAAGCCGCUGAACCCCACCUUCGCCAGCAUGAUCCGUCGGACGUCUCAGAACGUCGGCAAGACGUUCGCAGCGACCGUUGGUGGGUACCUGCCCAGUACCGUCACAGAGAUGUGGGAGCCGUCACGGGAUUUUGCAUGGGUGAAGAUCCCCCGGUCUCAGAUUGCACCGUCUUCCGGACCUGUGAAGACAGUCGUUGCUCUAAACAAUAGCGGACCACAGAUAAUGGUGGUCACGAAUGAAGGAAACUUCUUCGUUUUCAACGUGGAUCUGGAAAAGGGAGGCGAAGGCAGUCUCGUGAAGCAGUUCUCGGUUCUCGAGCAGAACGACCAACUGGGACGCUCUCUGGUCGAAGAGUAAACGCUCGAGGGUUUUGCGGUGCUACAUUGGCGUAAGUGUGGAACACGGGUACUCUUUCAAGUACUUUUGUUCGGUUAGGGGCUCAUUGGAGUGGUUGUAGUAGCAUUUCUGGCGUCAGGUCAUUAUUAAGUGCUUCGCAUCGUCCGGCGAGACAUCGACAUUGGGUAUAUUGGGCCACUUUGGUACCUAGGUAGUUCAUCAAUUGCAUGGCAAUCUCGACUUGACGUA